Messenger RNA from Vitis riparia (riverbank grape), 2874 nucleotides. RefSeq lists its product as uncharacterized. The transcript has 4 exons. Lineage: Eukaryota; Viridiplantae; Streptophyta; Magnoliopsida; Vitales; Vitaceae. Bases 1601 to 2731 code for a protein of 376 amino acids. The record is from RefSeq and is a predicted model, not a curated record. Gene Ontology annotation, biological process: regulation of asymmetric cell division.
UUUUUUGUCUCUAUUUAUUGUAUUUAUAAAUUUAAUUCUUUUAUUAGUUGUUUAUGAGGGUAGAGAAUUUAUGGGUUUGGAGUCAGUCAGGAUCAAACAUUUGUUGCUUUGAAGCUUGGAUUUUCCUGUAGUUUAUAUUGAUAGAAACUUAAAACUCUUUUGGGUUGUUGAGAAAGCUAAGAAAAAGAGCAAAACAUUAGAACCCCAACUUGGCAAACUCAGAUGGUUUCUUCAGACCUUGUUGACUAAAUUUUUUUUGCUUCUUUUUGUAGGAAAUAAUAGAAAUUUAGCAUUCAGUAUUAGUUAUUCUAUUUUCUGAGUCACCCUACUGACCUUAAAUUUUUCUGAGGAUCAGAGUCUGUUGAAUCAAACCUCUGUUUCUUUGAAGUUUGGGGUUUCUGGUACUUUGUGUUGAAGCUUCAGAAAUUUAAAACCUCUGUUUGGUUGUUGAGAAAAGAAACGAUUUUUUUUUCUUUCAGUUUUUUGCUUAAUUCUGGGACAUGAAAAGCUCACUUCAGCUAACUCUGAUGGUUGUAUUAAAUAUAGUUGACUAGAGUUUUUUUUAGGUCUUUUUAUUUUCCUUCUUGUUGGUAAUAAUAAUAUUUAAGAUUCAGAAUCAAUUUUCUAGGUAACCGAAUUGGCCUUAAAUUUUAGUUUUAGUAUGUCAAGUUUCUAUUCCCAGUAGUGCCAGAAUGAAUGGGAGUGUAGGCCUGAAGGGUUGUUGAAACUUUCCGAAAGUGAACCUUUUUUGUUGGAAUCUUUCUCUGAAAAGAAUGGUUGAAAGCAUAGUUUGAACGUGAAAUGCAGAUGAAUUAUUGACCUAGAUUAUUACAUGACUAUUUGAUCAAUUUUUAGGGGUUCACUCUGAUCUCUUAUUCAUAUUUAUUUAUGAAGUGAGGGAAUUUGGGCAACCCAAAUGGUGAAAAAAAUUUUGGAACCAUCAAUUCAAGAGCACAGAAAGGAUUCUAACUUCUAUGUUGUUAGUAUUCGUUUUCAUGGGUUUCCCCUUUUCCCAUGUACUGAUUACUUAUACCUGGUAAAAAAAUCCUAAUUAUUCAAACUCAGGCAUGCUUUGAUGCUUGCCAUAUCAUGAUCCUUUUACUUUCUUGUUAGCACUUGAGUAUUGCUUUACUUUUUCUUUGACUUUAGUGGUAGAAAGUUUGCAGGCAGCAUUUUAUUGUCUAAUGAUGAGUUUGGCCAUUGUUGAUCAAGUGGAAUUUUAGGGUUGAGCCCCUAUAGCUCGUCUUCUCAGCACUUUCUGUCACAAACAGUGUUGAACCCUUGUUCUCUUUUUUGUAACUUUCUGACACAGCAAAAGGCUUAGCUAGCACUUUGCAGGAUUUGAAAAUCUUCUCCCUCAUAUUUUCUUCGCCUUUCUGUAAAUGCUGAUAGGAAAUCCCCUGCAUGUUAGAUGAACUCUGCCCACCAGGACUUGUAGCUAGUAUUUUAAAUUCUCUGAAAAAUCUGUGGAGAAGUGAGGAUUGAAGGCAAACAAGAAGAUCAGUGUAGAAGACGAGAUAUCAGUCCCCAUGAUUUAAAGGGCCAAGAUUAUGAGGUGCAUUUGGAUCUGUUGCCUGAUAAUACAUUGAUUGGAGAUGGAAUGGUUAGGAAUUCACUAGGAUUAAAUAGUCUCAUGGCAAGGAAAGGCAUGGUAGAUGGAGGAGAGCAGAUAACACGGCAUACUGCACCUUCCAUUGAAUCGGAAGAGAAUGACAGAAGAACAUACAUUUAUACUGAUGAGAGUGCACUUUUGGACUGUGAAUUGCCAGAGCUGGUUGUUUUUCUUCAGGAGAGCAAGUAUCAGGCUAUCAAGGACUUUUGUGCUGAUGGGGAAGUGCCUUUGCACUCAAAGUCAUUGACAGAAAAUUGUGGGUUGGAUCAUAAUAUUGUCUCUUGUUUACUGAACUCCGAUGCAGACAGUAGUGAAUUACCCAAAGAAAGACAGAGCACACAGUCCUCCAUUUCAAACAGUUCAAAGUCUUUCAUCCAACAUGAUUGCAACGAUUAUGUUGUUGAGCAAUGUGGUUCCAGGAACUUGGAGAAAAAAAUUGAAGUAGAUUUUGAUGCAAGAGAUAGGGUGUCAAUUGAAGGAUACACUGGGAGGAUUACACCUGAAACACGGUGUCUGGUUGGAGAGGCGGGUAGCAAUUGCUAUCACUUUGAGUUAUCCAAUCCCAUUGGACAUGGAUGUGGACAAAAAUGUCAUCAGGGUUCUAGUGAGGAAGCAGUCUUGGCAAACUCUUUGCUAUAUCCUGCACCUGAAGAAAUCAGCAGCAGGCGCCAUGCAAUUGAGGCCUCUUUCAGAGGUGAGAUCAAGAGUGAAAGCAUCCCUCUAGAUAUUGAUUCAUCUAUAGCCACAAUAAGCAGCAGAGAAAAAGAGCCGCAAGAUGUGGACUGUCAACAACAUUUUGAAACCGAAAAUUUGUUUAGACUUGAUGAUGGUGCUUCAGAAAGUUUAACAGUUUCAACUCAAAGUCUUGUUAUUCAAAAUGGUCAUGAAGAGUCCAGUUUCUCUACACCUGGCCCUCUUUCAAACUCCAUAGCAUUCUCAGGACCAAUAUCAUAUUCUGGCAGCAUGUCUCUCCGGUCAAAUAGCAGCACACGGUCCUUCGCUUUUCCCAUAUUACAAUCUGAAUGGAAUGGAAGCCCGGUGAAAAUGAUAGAACCUGACAGAAGACACUCUAGGAAGUGCCGACCUUGGAGGUUACAUUAUCUCUGCUGUAAAUUCUAAUCGCUUUCCUGUGAUAAUCACCACAGUGUUGUCCUUAUUUUCUCCUUAUUGUCAUGCUGAAUUAUGAUUUGAAGUAUGCAUGCUUUGAACAAUUUAGCAUCACGAUAAUUAUCAUUCUAACAAUGUUCUCUUUAUACUGUUCU